AUGAUGGUUCUGAUAUCAGGAGGGAAAGUGCCGAAUCACCACUACCAGCAGACGGCCCAAGCCAUCCAGGACAGCGCUGCUCAGGAAGGCUUGAGCCUUUGGCUGGUGAUUCCGACCGUGUUCCAAAACCUGUGCAUCAUCAGCUGUUUUUCGAAGUCCUUCUGCUCCCCCCUGCAUUCGGCGGUGGAGGCGGCCCUCUCGGCUGCCGCCAAGCAGGGCUGGGAGCGCGGACGAGACUCCGAAGACCUGUGGCUUGCCGGGCACAGCCUGGGUGCCACCUGUGCGAAUGUUCUCUUCCAGGCCUACAACUCCAGCAAAGGCCUGCCCUACGCUGGUUUGGUAGUGAUGGGUGGCUAUGUCGACGAAGCAGGAGAUUACGACUUGAUUCACUAUCCCGUGCCAGUCCUGAGCCUGAAUGUGGAGCUGGAUGGCGGCCUUGCCAGGCCGGGCAAGAUCUCGACAUGGUGGCACCAAUUUCUACAGCUCAGGGAACAGGAGGGAUCGGAGGCAGUCACCUCCAAGUCGGUGAUUGUGCUGCCGAAGUUGAACCAUUCUGACUUCUGCCCCGGCUUUGACGUGCCCGGGGACCUUCCAGCCGAGGUCACACAAAGUGAGGCGACGCGCACCAUCGGCGAGACCAUCGCUGCCUUCCUCACACUUCACUGGAAGGGAGCGGAGGGAGACAGGGCUUCGGCCCUUCGCCUUCUGACGCGGCAGCUGGAGUGGACAGAAGAACUCAUGACCCCGUACCUGAAGGCGCAGCAGUUGGAGCGAACAGCAACGGACCACAAUGUGAGCUCGGAAGGCACCAGCCCUUUCUGCCGCCAAGCCCAACGUGUCUUGGCCGGCCUCAGUGCCGCCGAUGCGCAGAAGCUCGAGGUGGAAGAUGGCUUCCACAUCUCCUCCCCCAACUUGGAGCACUGCCAUCCAGCAUGGACCGUGAACGGGAGCAAACUGCUGGUCCAUUCAUGCAGCCACACAAACUUCUAUCCCGAUAUCAGCAACACGGGCAAGAUCACCGCGGCCGAGGAGAUCGCUUGCAAGCUGCUGUCGGCAGAUCGCGUCGCCGAGCAGCUCAAGACACACCCCGAGCAUGACCGACUUCCCUGUGCGGCGAUGAAUCGCAUGGCCGUAGAGAUGGCAGAGCAGCUUGCAGCUUCCAGCACUCUCCAACGCUAUCGGGCAAAGGGUCGUGGCUGGUGUUUCCUUGAAGACUCCUCAUCUGUGGCCGGACCUGUGUGGGUAUUCAAGGAUCGGCUUGCUCUCAAGGAGAACAGCACGUGCAUGGCGGUGCAAAGCCCGUCCAUGCUGACCGACCUCAGUGCCAGGAUCUACCCUGGCAUUCACUACUGCAAGCUUUUGUCACCUGCCCGGGUGCUGGACUGGAUGAUGACUGACAGCCUAAAGCCAGGCAGUCGAGACGACCUCUCCAUCAUCAUCUGA
This is a messenger RNA of Symbiodinium natans, 1443 nucleotides long. NCBI's taxonomy places the organism in Eukaryota, Dinophyceae, Suessiales, Symbiodiniaceae. The record is from the annotation of a GenBank genome assembly.